Molecule: messenger RNA, 2845 nt
Organism: Calliphora vicina (urban bluebottle blowfly)
Lineage: Eukaryota; Metazoa; Arthropoda; Insecta; Diptera; Calliphoridae
Product: ATP-binding cassette sub-family G member 4
Exons: 10
Coding region: 360-2384 (674 amino acids)
Biological process (GO): transmembrane transport
Cellular component (GO): membrane
Molecular function (GO): ABC-type transporter activity; ATP binding; ATP hydrolysis activity
Source: RefSeq, a predicted model, not a curated record
UUGUGUGUUUUUGUUUUGCAUUGUUUUGAGUUCAGUUCAAUUCAGUUGACUUGUGUUGAGUUCCAUUCAUACAAUCAUUUAUUCCUUCCUUAACAUUUCUACCUUUUCUUAUUCAUUAUUCACAAGUUACAACGCGUACCGUGCAAACGAUCAGCGAACGUACAUACGAUCCAGUUUUAUUUUUGCUGAAAUAUUAAUUAAAACAAAAAAAAAAAUAAAAAAAGAAACAUUGCAAAUAAUUUAAAAUAACAAAGAAUACAAACAAAACGAUUUUUUUAUAUUUUUUUACAAAAUUUGCCUGUCCUGCCCUAGUAAUAAGUUUCGUUCAUCGGUAGUUUAGCCGAUAAAGUAUUUUUUUGAUGUUAUCAGCCAGAGAUCAAUUUUUUACAGCGCCUUCGGCGGCGGAUAUUGGCCUGGGCGUUGAAGUUGUCAGUGAACCCCAGCCACCAGUUUAUAAUGCCACAACAAUGCCUUUGCUGGCAUCGAAUGGCCACCUCGAUCAUAAAAAUGCUGGACGUACGCCAGCUAAUUCACCCGUUGAAACACAACCUCCAACAACUAUAAAAUAUGAACUGGCCAAAGAUGGUGGACGUUUUUCGAAUUUACCCACACGUGAACCGAUCGAUAUGGAAUUUAAAAAUCUAUCGCUAACAGUUAAUUUGGGAUUUAGACGAGGAAAUAAAGAAAUUUUACACAAUGUUUCGGGAAAAUUCCCUGGCAGUCAACUAAUUGCAAUUAUGGGACCCUCGGGUGCUGGUAAAUCAACACUUUUAGAUGCAUUAUCCGGUUUUAAAACAACAGGUGUAGAUGGUUCAUUAUUAGUAAAUGGCAGACGUAGAGAUUUAGCCACUUUUAGACGCAUGUCCUGCUAUAUUACACAAGAUGAUCGUUUACAACCUUUGUUGACGGUUAAUGAAAAUAUGCACAUUGCAGCCGAUCUUAAAUUGGGACGCAAUGUUUCAUAUGAGGAAAAAGAAUCCAGAAUAGAAGAUAUUUUAUUAUUGUUGGGUCUGUAUGAACAUGAUCAAACCAUGACAAACCGUUUAUCGGGCGGCCAAAAGAAGAGGCUCUCUAUUGCAAUGGAACUUAUUAAUAAUCCAACUGUGAUGUUUUUGGAUGAACCCACAACAGGUCUAGACAGCAGCUCUUGCACCAAAGUUUUAGAGUUAUGUAAAAAACUUGCCCAACAAGGACGUACCAUCAUUUGUACUAUCCAUCAACCCACAGCCAAAUUAUUCCAAAUUUUCGAUCAAGUCUAUGUCUUAGCUGCUGGUAAUUGUGUCUAUCAGGGCGGCACUGAAAGUUUGGUGCCAUUCUUACAAACUGUCGAUUUACCCUGUCCCAUGUAUCACAAUCCUGCCGAUUACAUCAUAGAAUUAGCCUGCGGUGAAUACGGCCAAGAUAAGGUUGAAACAUUAAUAUCAGCAUCUGAAAAUGGCAAUUGUUUAACGUGGUUCAACAAUCCUGAUAGUAUAUUAAAAUCCGAAGAACUAAUGCGUAAAUACCCGAUACCGAAAAAGACGAAAAAGCGCUCUUUGGAAGAUACCAGUUAUUUUAAUCAGCUGUCGGUUUUAAUGCAUCGUGGUUACAUCAAAGCCAAACGUGAUACAACUUUGACCCAUUUGCGUAUAGGUGUCAAUGUGUUUGUGGCCAUCAUAUUGGGUGCAGUGUAUGCUAAUUCGGGCAAGGAGGGUUCUCGGGUGAUAGACAAUUAUAAUUUAUUAUUUGCUAUAUUAAUUCAUCAUUCCAUGACUACAAUGAUGUUGACGGUCCUAACAUUCCCCAUUGAAAUGUCUAUAUUACUAAAGGAGCACUUCAAUCGUUGGUAUUCUUUGAAAGCCUAUUAUACAUCAAUCACAUUACUGGACCUUCCCAUAUCGAUUGUUGGUAGUUUAUUAUUUACCGUGAUAAUUUAUCUGUGGAGUUAUCAGCCCAUGGAAUGGUUCAGAUUUUGGAUGUUCUUUGCCAUUAGUGUUCUUACUGUGUUUGUGGGUCAAAGUUUUGGUUUAAUGGUGGGCGCCUGGUUUGAUGUGGUGAACGGUACAUUCUUGGCUCCCGUAUUAACCAUACCCAUGAUGAUGUUUGCUGGUUUCGGUGUAACGCUGCGUGACAUGCCCGGUUAUUUGCAAUGGGGCAGUCAUAUUUCGUAUCUGCGCUAUGGUUUAGAGGGAUUUGUCGGUGCCAUUUGGGGUGAAAAUCGGGGAACAUUGGAGUGCGAAGAGGCACCCUACUGCCAUUAUCGUUACCCCCGUAAAUUCUUGGAGGAAAUUACCAUGCGUGGCGAUCAAUUCUGGAAUGAUAUUAUUGCUUUGUGUGUAAUUGUUCUUAUAUUUAGAAUAGCUUCAUUUGUAAUACUUAGGGCCAAACUUAAGUCGGUUAAGUAAAUUUUGUUUAUUUUUUUAAAUGUUUGUGCAAUAAAGUAAUUAAUGCAAUUUUAAAUUGUACAUAUGUCUGUAAUUAUGUACUAUAUGUAGUUUUAAUUAAUUCUUUUUUAUAAUUAUCAUAAUUUUAUUUCUUUAAUUGCUCUUUUAUACAUUAAAUUAAAUUUUGUGUGUAUUUUACUUGUACUACUCUUAUUUUAAUAAUUAAUGUUUGUUAGUCAUUAUUAUUAUUAUUAUAAUUAUAUUAUUUCGAAAUUGUUUUCAUUAAUUUUUAAGUUACAAAAAACACACAAACAUUAAAUUAAUUAAAAAUUGUAUGAAUAUAUCGUCAUACUAAAACGUUCAUUAAAAGAUUGACAAAUAAAUGUUUUGUGAACGUGUAAUUAAAUAAAUAACAAUUGUAUGUAUGAUUGUUUGUAAAGUUUUUUUUAAAUAUAUUUAAAUGAAACAAAUAACUUACAAAA